AUGGAUUUCUCGAGUAGCGCUUUUCGUUCUGCCCCGACUUCCAAAGUCUCAGACGAUGUCAUGUCUCAUGCAAACCUCGUCAUGGCGUGUAGAUGGGGGUGGACCAGUUCGCCAAGUGCAGAGAGCGGUGGCGCAAACUCACACUUUGCCACCUCCACACAACCUUCCUCAUCAGCCUCGACAUUCAAUAAUGUACGGUCAAAACGAUUCGCACCGUGUCAAGGCCGUCUCUACCAUCAGCUCUUGUGUUCGCAUCGCAUCCGGACAGAUUUAGUCGAAGACUGCGGUGCAAACUGUGUCGAACCUUACGGAAACACCGUAGAGGCUGCUUUCAUCUGCCACGAGUGCAUCCAAGCAGAAGCUGCGAAGAUCUGGGAAGAGCGACAAGCGCAGCACAACGCUCUGUACCCACCAAUCGAGCAAAUGUCACAGGACCAGUACGAUCAAUGGUACGCCGAACAUCGGCAGUUGGAGGCAGACUUCUCUCGUGACCAGCAAGUCUACGAAAUGGAGCUCAAAGCCAAGACACGCCCAAGUAACAUCUGCUCUGCCAUGGAGGCUAGCAAAGAGGAAAUGGAAUUUGCCAACGAGCUCGACUCUCUAUCACUAUCCCUAAUGGCAUCUAAUACCUCAAUAUCUGAUCCUGCACCGCUUCAGAUUCAGAACCGAACCCGAACAAGUUUAGCUACAGACCCGGAAGAGCAACUACAUUGGGAUUUGAAUACUCUUGCUUUGGACCGCGGAUCUUGUGGUAUUGAGUACUCUGCUUCACAGCCAAACAACGGCGUGAAGUCACCUCGGCAACUUGAUGUAGAAGAGCUAUGGAGGAAGCCCCGAAAUUGA
Molecule: messenger RNA, 843 nt
Organism: Bipolaris zeicola 26-R-13
Lineage: Eukaryota; Fungi; Ascomycota; Dothideomycetes; Pleosporales; Pleosporaceae
Exons: 1
Coding region: 1-843 (280 amino acids)
Source: RefSeq, a predicted model, not a curated record